AUGAUUCGUAAUAAGGCAGCAGAGCUGAUAGAAUGGAUAGAAUAUCAUUUAUUACUGGGAAUUGAACAUUUUUAUCUGUACGAUAAUUUGAGUAAUGACAAAACGUAUCAGUUACUCAAGCCAUACUUAGAUAAACAUUUAGUCACGAUUGUCCGAUGGCCAUACACGGCCCCUAGAGGAAGACAUUGGAAUACGAUUCAACGUGCAUCGAUGAAUCAUGCACUCAAAACAUUUGGUCCUUAUAAUCGAUGGAUGGGCUAUUUUGAUGUUGAUGAAUAUUUUCAAUUGAACAAUGAAAAAGCCGAUCUCGUCUCGAAUGGUUCAACAACAUUAGCUCAAUUAUUUGAUAAAACGUAUCCAGAGCAUAUUUAUUCGUGUGGCGUUCAGUUUGAAAAAGUGCAAUUAUCUUGCUUUCUAAAUCAAUUAGACAUCAUUCAGCGUCGACACAGCCUGUUGAUAGAAAAGUGCAAUGUGUUUUUAAAUGAAAAACAGCGCGUGCCUCCAAAGAUGUUUAUUCGGGCUAAAAAUAUUCCAAUGAUGGUCACGAUUCACUUGUUGCCUGGCUUAAACUAUAAGCACAAUGCAAACUACGCAGAAUUUGGCCGAUUCAGACAUUAUCAUCAUGGAAAAGUUGGUGGUGUCGAAGAGUUAAAAACAAAUAAUGGAAAAGUAGACGAAUCGAUGGAGAGAUAUGUACAGGUAUUAAAACAGCGUGUCGUCAGAUAUAAAAGUAAAGAUGCCCAGUAA
Didymodactylos carnosus is the source of this 747-nucleotide messenger RNA. The record is from the annotation of a GenBank genome assembly. NCBI's taxonomy places the organism in Eukaryota, Metazoa, Rotifera, Eurotatoria, Philodinida, Philodinidae.